GUUACACUGCAGUGUUAAUUUUGAUGACAGCUGCAGUAGUUGCAUUUUUGUUCACUUAUGCCUGUUAUUAUUAUUUGUUAGAGAAAAUAAAUGAAUGUAAAUUAAAAAAGAUUGUUGAACGAGAAAUAAGUUUACUGUGCAACAUAAAAAUGAAGCGCGCAAAGUAUUGAUUAAUGACAGAAAGUAAGAUUGAAAAGAGAAUUAAAACGUAGCUAAUGGGUCGGUCAGAAAAGUACGGUCUCAAAAUGAGUGAACACGAGUCUGUGUAUGGGACAACAUUGUCUCAGGAGUCAAUGAAAGUCAUUGCCGAGAGUAUCGGUAUUGGCAAUUUACCGGAUGAAGCGGCAAAAGAUUUGGCGGAAGAUGUCAGUUACAAAUUAAAAGAAAUAUUACAGGAUGCGGCAAAGUUUAUGCGUCACGGAAAACGUCAACGAAUGUCAACUCAAGACAUUGACCAUGCUUUGAAAAUAAAAAAUAUCGAGCCAACGUAUGGAUUUUUCGCCAAGGAUCACAUUCCCUUUCGAUUUGCGUCCGGCGGCGGUCGUGAGUUGCAUUUUGUAGAGGAGAAGGAAAUCGACUUGAACGAAGUACUGUCCACUUCGGGUGGUCAAAGUUGGCCCAAAUUACCUUUAGAAGUAACCUUAAGAUCUCACUGGCUUUGCAUAGAUGGAAUUCAGCCGACAAUCCCCGAAAAUCCACCUCCUGUCUCGAAAGAUAUUCAAAAACUGGAAAGUGUCGACCCGACUCGGAAGCUGACCAACACGAAUCAGAAUACAGGAGUCGGAAAACCAGGCGGCGGAGGCAAGAGUCAGAAACUGCGAAACGUGGAGACGGUCCAUGUGAAGCAACUGGCAACUCACGAAUUGAGUGUCGAGCAGCAGUUGUAUUACAAGGAAAUAACGGAAGCCUGUGUCGGGUCCGAUGAAGCGCGCCGAGCCGAAGCGUUGCAAUCGCUCUCCGCCGACCCCGGCCUGCACGAAAUGUUGGCCCGAAUGUGCACAUUCAUUGCCGAGGGUGUUCGAGUCAACGUCGUGCAGAACAAUCUCGCUAUUCUCAUUUACCUCAUGCGAAUGGUCAAAGCGCUGCUCGAUAAUCAGAGUCUUUAUUUAGAAAAAUACCUCCACGAACUCAUUCCGUCGGUCGCCACUUGCAUAGUAACGAAGCAACUUUGCAUGAGGCCCGAAAUGGACAAUCAUUGGGCGCUGAGGGACUUCGCGUCUCGUUUGAUGGCGCAAAUCUGUAAAAAUUUCAACACCUCGACAAAUAACGUCCAGACCAGAGUAACUCGUAUGUUUGGUCAAGCCUUGGCGAAAAGCAAUCAGACACCAUUGGCUUCCUUGUAUGGCGCAAUUGACGGUCUUUGUGAACUAGGACCUGAAGUGGUGAAAGCUUUGGUCAUACCUAAAAUAAAAACCAUUUCAGAGCGAAUCGAAGCGAGUAUCGACGGCAUUGGGCUUUCGACCAUCGACAAAAAUGCCGCUGGCCAUAUAAAAACUUUACUAGUUAAAUCGGUAGCUCCUGUUUUGAAAACAAUUCGGCCACCGCCGGAUUUCGUCGAAGACUACAAACAAGAUUUCGGCUACCUGGGACCGUCCUUGUGUGCCGCCGUUGCCAAGGCUCGAACGCAACCAACAACCAUAGUAACAACCACACCGUCAACCACUGCGUUAACCACAAACCAACAGCAAAAUACAAUUACCACCGGAAAAACAAUUAUUCAAACAGAGCACAUUGCAGUAUCUAGUCCAAGCCCUGCAACGCCACAAUCGAACCGCACAAUUAUGCUGAAUCCUAGCCGAAGCACCGGACCUCCGUCAACUGGUAAAUACGUAAUUUUGCAGUCUAGGCAAGCUUCAACUUCUGCGGGACUAAGUUCGAAUGCGACUACCACACCGCAGCAAGCUACACCACAACCCCAGCAACAGCAGCAGCAACAAGUGAAAAUUACUCAAGGAACUCCUGUUCAACAAAAACCGCAUUUAUCUUCUCCUGCAACCAAAUUGGUCGUCGUUUGUAUGCCUGGCACCAGUCACAAUGUCACGUCAACCGUAACUCAGGCGGCGCUGACAUCAAAAUCGCAAGUUUUUGUCGCUUCAAAUGUCGAGCAAACUCACAAUCCAAUGGAUGAUCAUUCUUUUCAAUAAUAGAGGUUAUACUGUGCACGACUAUGAUAAAUAUUACAAAAUUAUAAAUUGUUUAGAUUCGAAAUUUUUUAGUUCAUGUUUAUUUUUGGUCACUGAAGUGACGAAACGAAUUCUUUGUACAAAAUUCUAUUGUUCUACUAUAUAGUAAUAAAAAUUAUCGUCUGUCCUUUUUUUGUAAAUACAUUAAAAUAAGAAAUCGUCUAAAAAAGUUAAGUUUUUCAUAAUAAUGAUAGUAAUUAUAAGAUAUAUAUAAAACUGAUAUUUAGUACAAUUUCUAUAAGUCUUUUGUAAGAAUUUUGCAAAUCAAUGUAAAAGUCAAGCACAAUUUUCAUUGUGUGAAAUCAUUUUUAUAAAUUUCGUUUAUUAAAUAAGCGACAUAAGAAAGGACUUGUGAAAUAUAUCUUUUUGAAGAGAGAAAAAAUAUAUAUUAAUUUUUAGAAUUUUAAA
This is a messenger RNA of Leptopilina heterotoma, 2591 nucleotides long. It is a transcript of the gene Taf6, whose product is annotated as transcription initiation factor TFIID subunit 6. Bases 216 to 2144 code for a protein of 642 amino acids. Gene Ontology annotation, molecular function: transcription coactivator activity; protein heterodimerization activity; RNA polymerase II general transcription initiation factor activity. Lineage: Eukaryota; Metazoa; Arthropoda; Insecta; Hymenoptera; Figitidae. Gene Ontology annotation, biological process: RNA polymerase II preinitiation complex assembly; transcription initiation at RNA polymerase II promoter. The record is from RefSeq and is a predicted model, not a curated record. Gene Ontology annotation, cellular component: SAGA complex; transcription factor TFIID complex; SLIK (SAGA-like) complex. The transcript has 9 exons.